Zophobas morio is the source of this 535-nucleotide messenger RNA. Its product is annotated as protein BUD31 homolog. Gene Ontology annotation, cellular component: spliceosomal complex; nucleus. Gene Ontology annotation, biological process: mRNA splicing, via spliceosome. The transcript has 4 exons. NCBI's taxonomy places the organism in Eukaryota, Metazoa, Arthropoda, Insecta, Coleoptera, Tenebrionidae. The coding region runs from base 96 to 533 and encodes 145 amino acids. The record is from RefSeq and is a predicted model, not a curated record.
UAUCACUGAAGGCCUUUUUUUUUUUUCAUGGAAACUUACUUAUUUUUGGACUGAAAGAUUCUUUAUUUUUAUAAGAAGUUGAUUAUUGGGGAUAAAUGCCUAAAAUUCGGAGUUUAAGGCGGCAACCGCCACCAGACGGCUGGGAAUUAAUAGAACCAACUCUUAAUGAGAUUGAGAAUAAAGUUAGGGAAGCCGAAAAUGAGGGUCAUGAAGGGAAAAGAAGAGUUGAAACGGUCUGGCCCAUUUUUCAACUUCAUCAUCAGCGCUCUCGUUACAUAUACGAACUCUAUUAUAAAAGAAAAGCUAUUAGCAAAGAGUUAUACGAGUACUGUUUAUCUGAAAAAUACGCCGAUAAAGCUUUAAUAGCGAAGUGGAAAAAGCAAGGUUAUGAAAAUCUUUGUUGCCUAAGAUGCAUUCAAACAAAAGAUACUAACUUUGGCACCCAAUGUAUCUGCCGUGUUCCAAAAGCUAAGUUAGAGGAAGGAAAAGUUGUUGAAUGCGUUCAUUGUGGUUGCCGAGGCUGUUCUGGUUGAGG